This is a messenger RNA of Owenia fusiformis, 1442 nucleotides long. Lineage: Eukaryota; Metazoa; Annelida; Polychaeta; Sabellida; Oweniidae. The record is from the annotation of a GenBank genome assembly.
AUGUGGAGGACCUAGUUAAUCUACUCAGAGUUUGCAAGAGAUGGAAUGAACUUAUCGAGCCAAAUGAUAACCUCUGGCGCAAGUUUAUUCCUAACAUUGCAGGCUUCGAUCCACCUGCUGCAGAAUCUGCUAGGGAAGUUAUCGAAUCUAUUUGGAGAAAGAGUAUAAAAAUUGGAAAAGAGAGAUGGUAUCCUGACGUAUCACAAGCUUUCGUAGCCCGAAUGGCAGAAAUGAAGAAGUGUAGUCAGUGGGGGUUUUCUGGCAAAGACCCUAUGAGAGCAGGGGCUACACUCUACCUUAGACUUAACCCCAUAUAUGACUUUGUAAAGAAAGGGGACGAUCCAAAUAAUACAGAACUACUAGGUGUGAUGAAAGAAAUUUAUGAAAUGUUUAAUAGGGGAAAGCCAUACUUUGACCCAGCAAGGGAUUCAUAUGAAGAUGAUACUGAUGCAAUUGAUCCCGAUGACGCUGACAUCAAAAAUGAAAAGGACGUUAUGGAAAAGUCAUCGUUAAGCAAUUACAGUGACACAAUAACCUACGUUCAAAGUAUUGUGGAGCCUCCGUAUGCUACAGAGGUGUACGAUAUAGCACCGAGGGAUCUUGAGGGAUUCUCACACCUGAACGAAAUCACAGAUGAUACUCCACCACCCUAUGUGUAUGAAGGACGAAGUGAUAGCGAAGAUGAAGAAAUGCAGAUGCUACAGAAACACUACAAAACGCCAAAGCUGUCCGUUUACAAAGAGGUCAUGGAGAUUAUAUGUGGAGAGGAUGAUACAGCAAAGACAAGGCAGUUUUUUCUUAACGAUGGGUGUUUCAAUGAAAACUAUGAAUAUUCAUGGGAAAUCCUAAUUGGACCUUAUGCAGCAGUGUAUGAAUCAAGAUUCUUUGAUUUGUAGACGUAACAUAUAUCCAUUGAAUAACACUUAACAGAAACUAUACUCUCAUACAAUACAAAGCUUUUGCUUUAAGUUAACAGUCUGUUAUUUUCGUAUAUCCAUAGUAGAAAAGUUGGAUUAUAGAUUUAUUUGUAGAUUGAGUUUGUAUGAAAUGCAAUUAUAUACAGUACAUGCAGUAGGCUAGUACUAUCAAAAUUUACACAUGAACAGCUGUUUUAUCAGGUCCAACCACUGAUUAGACUCAAAAAGAUGAACUGUACUGUAUACUGUUCAAUGAGUGUCUACUAGACCGUCUAUAGCCUGCUUUGUUUUUGUCUAUUUCAAAAUUGUGGAUAUUGCCCUGUAGCUGAGUCUGAUGUCAAUAAUAUUACAAUUUUGACAGUUUCUUCGUAUCUUUCAAACAGCUCUGUACGAGUGAUGUUGCCUCUCCUGCGCAUCCCCAGUGCAAUGUUACACCUGCUCCCCCAUGCCCGUAGUUAUGCACCACCUGAAAAGACAGAUACAAGAUAACCUGACUAAUCGAUCCAAAAAACACUUGUACCGGCC